AGCCCGGGUGACACACCGAGACUGUCUCUAAAAAAAGAGGUUCCCUGGCAACCUCCAGGGCCAAGCAGACUUCCAGUUUGGGCUUCCAAAGAAAAGAGGGUUUGUGAUCACCCAGAGCCCUCAGGUGUUUGCCACUUUGAUGGGGGAGGUGGCCUCCCUAUUCCCCUCCACCCAUGUUUGCCUCUCCCAUUGGGUCCUCACCCCAGGUAGCCUCACUCUUGGGGGCAUUUCAUCUUCAACAGCCCCUCCACACACACCUUCUGUCCCUGGCUCCGGGCCCUAUCUCUGGCCUGGACACGCCCUUGCCUCGUCGCUGAACUCACCCCUGCCACUUCUUCAGUAAGGAUCCCUGAGCCCCUGCCACCCGCAGGACAGAACCCUGCGGGCUUCCUCCUGGCCUUAGGGUGGUCUCAAUGGCUAUAACCGCCUCUCCCCAGCCUGGUGCUCAGCCCUGCAUCUGUGCCUAGGAGGUGCUCGUUGAACGUGAAUGGAAUGAAUGAACGAACCCAGGACACGAAUCAGACACGACUUACAUACCUGCCUUUACCUGUGGUCCUUCCUCCUGCACUCUGCCACGCUGUUCCCACCAGUCUCAGCCACGUCAGGUCUGCAAGGCCCAUUCCGGCCUGACCCUAGCCCACCUUUACAAGAACCCCUCCAACCCCUCCCUGCGGUGCAGGUCCUUUCUGCUCCCCGGCCAAGCCCGGCCCGGCCCUUCCCUGACACCCUCUUCCCUUUCAGGCCCCGCCCCUGCACUGGCACUGCUCCCUAAGGCCCUCCCAAGGCCCUGCCGUCUGUCCUGGACCCACCCUGAGCUCCCUCCUACCCUGACCCUGCUGUGCGCGGCCCCGCCUUCCUCCUUGGUCACGCCCCCGAUCCUAGCCCCGCCCCUACCUUGACCCAGCUUUGCAAGGCCAUGCUCAACCACGCCUCCCUUUGGCCACGCCCCUGGAUCCUGGUCCCGCCCCUACCUAAACCCUGCUUGCGCGUCCCCGCCUCCCUCUUUGGACACGCCCCGGGUCCUGGUGCCGUCCCUACACUGACUCUGCUCAGCGACACCCCCAUUCGGCCCCGCCUUCCUCCUUUGUAACGGCUCCGGAUUCCCGCCCCUGCCGUAACACUGCUCCGCAAGGCCAUGCUCAACCCCGCCUCCCACUUUGGCCAAGCCCCUGGGUUCUGGCCCCUCCCCUACCUAAACCCUGCUUGCGCGGCCCUGCCUCCCUCUUUGGCCACGCCCCGGGUCCUGAGCCCGCCCCUACUCUUACGCCACUCGGCGACACCCCGCUAGGCCCCGCCUUCCUCCUAGCCCCCUCCCCACCCCAGACCCAGGCACCGCCCCCGAGCGUCUUCUACCCUGACCUGUUCUUCGAGGCUCUGCUCGGCCCCGCCCUUCUGCCGUGACCACGCCCCUGAGGCCUGGCCCGGAUCCUGCUUGGCCCCAUCCUCGAGUCCCCGUCCCCUUCCUGGCCUUGGCCCCACCCACCCCUCCAGGCCCCGCCCUCGGCCCCCCUCCGGGCUCCGAACCAGCUUCACCUUUGCCUGGGCCGGGCUCCGAGACCCCGCCCCCCGUUUCAGGACCGUUGGCACCGGGCUAACGGUUCCACCACAUCAGCCGCUCUGGACGCCCGCGGCCUGCCCCAGGCAGCCUGGCCCCUCCCUGCCUGUCCUGCGCGGGUGAACAGUUGGUGCUCCCACUGCUGUGCGUUCCUGGGAGCCCGUGCACCCUCUCUGGGCUCCACCCGGGCUGAGAGCUGGGGUUGUGGCAGCGAGGGUAGAGAGGUCGCCCCUAGAGAUACACUUUGAGUGGAUUCUGGCCAUUUGAGCAUUCUCUCCAACUCUCCGACCCCCAGUCUGCCCCCACGGGGGUCUCCCCACCACUCCCCCGUCCCACAGCCUAAACCCCUCUUCGCCCUGAACCUCCCUUUUCCUCAUGUGGUGAAUGGGCACUGGCCCCGCUCAGACUCCCAGGAGCACCAGAGCUGGCCCUGAGCCAAGUCCUGCUCCACCAGGACCUGGGGACACAGGUGACUCAGACCUGACUCAGGAAGGCUCAGGUCCUGCUGGCAUCCGCGGAGGUGGUGAGAAGGUGAUCAGAGCUGGGAUGGGGGACUCCCCAGGCAGAGGGGCACCCCAGAGGAGGCACAGGGCCCAGCCUGGUCGGGCUGGGAAGUAUGAACAGAGACCAGAAGGCCCCACCAGCAUGGGCAGCCUGGCCCAGAGAGAAGAUCUCCAAGAUGAUGCGGAUAAGAACUCAGCAUUCACCUGGGAGGUCCAGGCCAACAACCGCACCUACAACGCGCAGUUCAAGGAGAAGGUGUUCCUGUGCUGGCAGAAGAAGAAAUACAAGACCAACGUCAUCCGCACGGCCAAGUACAACUUCUUCUCGUUCCUGCCGCUGAACCUGUACGAGCAGCUCCACCGGGUGUCCAACCUGUACUUCCUCCUCAUCAUCAUCCUGCAGAGCAUUCCCGACAUCUCCACGCUGCCCUGGUUCUCGCUCGGCGCCCCCAUGGUCUGCCUCCUCUUCAUCCGUGCCACCCGGGACCUGGUGGACGACAUCGGGAGACACAAGAGUGACAGAACCGUCAACAACAGACCCUGCCAGAUUCUAAUGGGGAAGAGCUUCAAGCGGAAGAAAUGGCAGAAUCUGUGCGUGGGGGAUGUGGUCUGUCUCCACAAGGACAACAUUGUCCCCGCUGACAUGCUCUUGCUGGCCAGCACGGAGCCCAGCAGCCUGUGCUACGUGGAGACGGUGGACAUUGACGGGGAGACCAACUUGAAGUUCAGACAGGCCCUGAUGGUCACCCACAAAGAACUGACCUCUGUAAAGAAGAUGGCGUCCUUUCAAGGCACGGUGACGUGUGAGGCGCCCAACAGCCGGUUGCACCACUUCGUGGGGUGCCUGGAAUGGAAUGACAAGAAAUACUCCCUGGACAUUGGCAACCUCCUCCUCCGAGGCUGCAGGAUUCGCAACACAGACACCUGCUAUGGAAUGGUCAUUUAUGCUGGUUUUGACACAAAAAUUAUGAAGAACUGUGGCAAGAUCCAUUUGAAGAGAACCAAGCUAGACGUCCUGAUGAACAAGCUGGUGGUUGUGAUCUUCAUCUCCGUGGUGCUCAUCUGCCUGGUGUUGGCCUUCAGCUUCGGUUUCUCCGUCAAAGAAUUCAAAGGCCAGCACUACUACCUCUCAGGGCUGCAUGUGAGCAGUGUGGCCGCAGAGGCCUUCUUCAUCUUCUGGGGCUUCCUCAUCCUGCUCAGUGUCACCAUCCCGAUGUCCAUGUUCAUCCUGUCCGAGUUCAUCUACCUGGGGAACAGCGUCUUCAUCAACUGGGACGUGCAGAUGUACUACCAGCCGCAGGACGUGCCCGCCAAGGCCCGCAGCACCAGCCUCAACGACCACCUGGGCCAGGUGGAAUACAUCUUCUCGGACAAGACGGGCACGCUCACGCAGAACAUCCUGACCUUCAACAAGUGCUGCAUCAACGGCCGCAUCUACGGGCCAGAUUCGGAGGCCAGGACCCGACCCAAGGAGAACCCCUACCUCUGGAACAAGUUCGCCGACGGGAAGCUGCUUUUCCACAACGCGGCCCUGCUGAACCUCGUGCGGAGCAACAGGGACGCGGCGGUGCGCGAGUUCUGGCGCCUGCUGGCCAUCUGCCACACGGUGAUGGUGCGGGAGAGCCGCCACCAGCUGUUGUACCAGGCAGCCUCCCCCGACGAGGGGGCGCUGGUCACCGCGGCCCGGAACUUCGGCUACGUGUUCCUGUCCCGCACCCAGGACACCAUCACCAUCGUGGAGCUGGGGGAGGAGCGGGUCUACCAGGUCCUGGCCAUAAUGGACUUCAACAGCAUGCGCAAACGGAUGUCGGUGCUGGUGCGAAAGCCAGAGGGCACCAUCUGCCUCUACACCAAGGGCGCCGACACGGUCAUCUUCCAACGCUUGCACAGGAGAGGGGCAACGGAAUUUGCCACAGAGGCGGCCUUGGCUGCCUUUGCCCAGGAGACCCUGCGGACACUGUGCCUGGCCUACAGGGAGGUGGCUGAGGACAUUUACGAGGACUGGCGGCAGCGCCACCAGGAGGCCAGCCUCCGGCUGCAGAACCGGGCGCAGGCCCUGCAACAGGUGUACAACGAGUUGGAGCAGAACCUCAAGCUGCUGGGAGCCACAGCCAUCGAGGACAGACUUCAGGACGGCGUUCCUGAAACCAUCAAAUGUCUCAAGAAGAGCAACAUCAAAAUAUGGGUGCUCACUGGGGACAAGCAGGAGACCGCUGUUAACGUCGGCUUCGCCUGCGAGCUGCUGUCAGAGAAUAUGCUCAUUCUGGAGGAGAAGGAGAUUACCCGCAUCCUGGAGACCUACUGGGAAAGCAAUAACGACUUUCUAACCAAGAAGUCCUUGUCGCAGGUCAAGUUGGCCUUGGUCAUUAACGGAGACUUCCUGGACAAGCUGCUGGUGUCCCUGCGGAAGGAGCCGCGCGCCCUGGUGCAGAACGUGAACAUGGACGAGGCGUGGCAGGAGCCCGGCCAGUCCAGGAGGGAUUUCCUCUACGCCAGGCGCCUGUCCCUGCUGUGCCGGAGGUUCGGGCUCCCGCUGUCCUCGCCGCCGGCCGAGGAUUCGGCCGACGAUUCCGGAGCUCGCCGUCGGUCCGAGGUGCUGCAGGAGCGCGCCUUCGUGGACCUGGCGUCCAACUGCCAGGCGGUCAUCUGCUGCCGCGUGACGCCCAAGCAGAAGGCCCUGAUCGUGGCCCUGGUCAAGAAGUACCACCAGGUGGUGACCCUGGCCAUCGGGGACGGCGCCAACGACGUCAACAUGAUUAAGACCGCGGACGUGGGCGUGGGGCUGGCCGGCCAGGAGGGCAUGCAGGCUGUUCAGAACAGCGACUUCGUGCUGGGCCAGUUCUGCUUCCUGCAGCGCCUCCUGCUGGUGCACGGCCGCUGGUCCUACGUGCGGAUCUGCAAGUUCCUGCGCUACUUCUUCUAUAAGACCAUGGCCAGCAUGAUGGUGCAGGUCUGGUUCGCCUGCUACAAUGGCUUCACUGCCCAGCCCCUGUAUGAAGGAUGGUUCCUGGCUCUUUUCAACCUCCUGUACAGCACCCUGCCAGUUCUCUACAUUGGGCUCUUUGAGCAGGACGUGAGCGCGGAGCAGAGCCUGGAGCAGCCGGAGCUGUACUUGGCGGGGCAGAAGGACGAGCUCUUCAACUACUGGGUCUUCGUCCAAGCCAUCGCCCACGGCGUGGCCACCUCUCUGGUCAACUUCUUCAUGACGCUGUGGAUCAGCCACGACACGGCGGGACCUGCCAGCUUCAGCGACCACCAGUCCUUUGCGGUCGUGGUGGCCUUGUCCGGCCUGCUGUCCAUCACCAUGGAGGUCAUUCUUAUCAUCAAGUACUGGACUGUCCUGUGCGUGGUGACCAUCGUUCUCAGCCUGGGUUUCUACGCCAUCAUGACCACCAUCACCCAGAGCUUGUGGCUCUUCAGAGUAUCCCCCAAGACCUUCCCGUUUCUGUACGCUGACCGCAGUGUGCUGUCCUCCCCCUCCAUCCUGCUGGUGGUCCUGCUGAGCGUGUCCAUAAACACCUUCCCUGUCCUGGCCCUCCGGGUCAUCUUCCCAGCCCUCAAGAAGCUGCUCGCCAAGGAGGAGAAGGUGGAGGAGGGCCCGAGCGAGGAGAUUUUCGCCGUGGAGCCCUUGCCUCAUUUAUACCGCGAGUCUCGCACCCGGCGUUCCAGCUAUGCCUUCUCCCACCGUGAGGGCUACGCAGACCUCAUCACUCAGGGCACAAUUCUGCGGAGGGGACCAGGGGUCAGCAGUGACAUAGCAUCUGAAUCCAUAGACCCAUCUGAUGAAGAGGCAUUUUCAAGCCCAAAGGAGUCGCACUGGCAUCUCAGGAAGAUGUCCUUCCUGGGGAAGAAGAAGCGCCAGUCACAGGGGCAGAUGUCCUUCCUGGAAGCACAGCACUUCCCUACAAGUAGCUCAUCAUUUUCUAUGGAUAGACAAUCUGCUCUUUAUUCAGAAAACCAACUUGCCCUCCCCAGAUAUGUGCUUACCGGCACCCACAGGCUCUCUGGGUCUUUCCAGGAGCAAUUGCCAAGGGUACAGGAGAGGCCACUGUCACCCAAGCAGAGGCCAUCUUCUCCUGAGAAGUUGCCGUUGACCAAGGAGAGGUCAUAUUCUCAUCAGGAGAAACCGCCGUUGCACAGAGAAAGCCAGCUGUCAUCUUCUGAGAGCCAGCCACAGCCUCCGGGGAGCCAGUCAUUGCUUUCAGGCCAGCUGACAUUGGAGAGCCAGCCAGACUCCUCAGAGGAGAAGUCAGCAUUUUCGAAGCCCUCCGCACCAUUAUGGAAGAGCUGGCAAAAGGAGCCCCUCACCCCCAAGGAGGGGAUGGUGCCACUUCCAGACAAGACCCACGAAUCUCAGGUGGAGACUCUGCCACCAAGUCUGGCGGAAUCGUCCACGUCCACGAGCGAGCAGCCUAUGGAGGUGGAGCCCUGGCCUGUGGAGAAGCAGUCAUCAUCAUCCAUGGAGUGGCUGCUGGUGCCCGGGGAGGAGCAGCCAUCCUUGCCCCCAGAGGAGCAGUCAUUGCCCUCUGCGGAGGGGACCAGGGGUCAGCAGUGACAUAGCAUCUGAAUCCCUAGACCCAUCUGAUGAAGAGAGAUCUUCGAGCCCAAAGGAGUCACACUGGCAUCUCAGGAAGAUGUCCUUCCUGGGGAGGAUGAAGCGCCAGCCAGUUCUGCUGCAAGUCACCCAGCAUGCAGGGGCCUCCCUCUAAAGACAGGGGCUCCACAUGCUUUUCUUUUUCUAAUAAACCAGGGACCAUCUGACCCCAGCGCUAAUUGAGGCUCACUCUUUCCCUA
This is a messenger RNA of Macaca mulatta (Rhesus monkey), 6852 nucleotides long. RefSeq names its product ATPase phospholipid transporting 8B3 (gene ATP8B3). Gene Ontology annotation, biological process: Golgi organization; phospholipid translocation. Gene Ontology annotation, molecular function: ATP binding; ATP hydrolysis activity; ATPase-coupled intramembrane lipid carrier activity. Lineage: Eukaryota; Metazoa; Chordata; Mammalia; Primates; Cercopithecidae. Gene Ontology annotation, cellular component: plasma membrane; trans-Golgi network. The record is from RefSeq and is a predicted model, not a curated record.